Gadus morhua (Atlantic cod) is the source of this 807-nucleotide messenger RNA. RefSeq names its product collagen alpha-3(IX) chain-like. Lineage: Eukaryota; Metazoa; Chordata; Actinopteri; Gadiformes; Gadidae. The record is from RefSeq and is a predicted model, not a curated record. The coding region runs from base 235 to 792 and encodes 185 amino acids. The transcript is spliced from 16 exons.
GGGCCAGGUGGGCCUCCUGGCAGAGGGAGAUCAGGAGCUGCAGGGUUGCCGGGAACCAACGGCUUGCCAGGCGGAGUGGGACCACAGGGCCCAGCAGGCUCUGAAGGUCUUGCAGGGCUUGCUGGCCCUGUCGGCGCUGAUGGACCCCCAGGUCUUCCUGGCAUUCUUCCUGAUGGCAGUGGGGAUCCUCCGUGUCCCGCCAUUUGUCCCCAUGGUCCGCCUGGUCCUCCUGGGAUGCCAGGAUUCAAAGGACACACAGGCCAUAAGGGAGACAAAGGAGAACUCGGCAAAGACAGGGAGAAGGGUAUCGUUGGCCCGCCUGGUCCUCCAGGUAUUCCUGGUACUGUGGGUCUGCAGGGCCCACGUGGUCUCAGGGGCCUCCAGGGGCCAAUGGGAGCUGUAGGAAACAGGGGUCUGACAGGCUUCAGAGGCAAGCCUGGUAUCACAGGCGUCAUUGGAAAGACAGGUGAUGCAGGAGAGAAGGGACCCCAGGGAUUCAGCGGACCCAAGGGAGACAUUGGCAAAAUCGGUCCUAAAGGAGGUCCCGGUGGACUAGGACCCAAAGGAGAGCCUGGCAUCCCCGGCAGGGAUGGCAAAGACAGCACCCAGGGACUUGACGGAGAGAAGGGCGAUCCGAGCCGGAACGGGGUCCCUGGAGAGAAAGGGCCCAACGGACUUCCUGGUCUACAAGGAAGGGCUGGAGGAAAGGGGUCUAAAGGGACAGUCGGUGAUGCAGGGAAGAUGGGCGAAACGGGACCCUCUGGAGAGCCAGGUAUUCCUGUAUGUAUCUGAAGGGGGAAGGGAUUG